This is a messenger RNA of Frieseomelitta varia, 2434 nucleotides long. RefSeq names its product BUD13 homolog. The coding region runs from base 48 to 2027 and encodes 659 amino acids. Gene Ontology annotation, molecular function: RNA binding. Gene Ontology annotation, cellular component: U2-type spliceosomal complex; RES complex. The record is from RefSeq and is a predicted model, not a curated record. Gene Ontology annotation, biological process: mRNA splicing, via spliceosome. NCBI's taxonomy places the organism in Eukaryota, Metazoa, Arthropoda, Insecta, Hymenoptera, Apidae. The transcript is spliced from 5 exons.
ACAGUAGGUCAGCGCGUAGUUGCGCGCUAGCACUUGCGUGAGUUAUAAUGGAAAGAAAGGUUAUAAAUCAAAAGGAAUAUUUAAAAAAAUAUUUGUCCUCAGGAGAUGACAAGAAGAAAAAGAAAAAGAAAAAGGCGAAAUUGGGAGCAAAAACAGUAAAGAUCAUUGACGAUGACAUAGACCUGAAAAAUUUGAGACCAAUGGAAGAGAAUGAAUUUGAUAUUUUCAUCGAUGCAGAAGAUGCACCUCAAAUUGCUGGCGUGGUGGAUGAACGUGGGCCAGUUGAUUUCACUGACAAAAGAAGAUGGAAAAUUAUAGCUAAUGACGAAGACGGUGAUUUAACUAUCACUAGUGUAGAUAGAAGAAAUGAGCAAUUCGAAAAAGCAAAGCACAUUUCUGAUAAUAGCCCGAAUCCAUUGAGAAAAGAAAAAGAAUAUUCAGGCGACGACUUGUCUCCUCCACGGAUAUCUAAAAUGACAAAGAACCAGACAAAUGGAGAAGCAAAAGAAGAUGAGGAUAGUGAUUUAAGCCCACCUAGAAUAAAAUCUAAAAAACACAGAAAUCUUAACCAUAUUGGCAGUGACAGUGAUAGCAGUCAAGACACAGGUGUUUCAUCACACAAAAUGAAAAAGAAGACAAAAAGAAAAGAGAAAAUAUCUGAUGACUCCGAUUUAAGUCCAUCGAGGAAAAAUAAAAAACACAAAUCUAAGAAAAGUACAGAGCAUAAAAAUGCAAAUAAUUCAGACUUGAGCCCUCCUAGGAAAAGUAGAAAAGAUUCUGAUUCUGAUUUGAGUCCUCCUAGAAAGAGUAGGAAAGAUUCUGAUUCAGAUUUGAGUCCUCCUAGAAAAAGUAAAAAAAAUACUGAUUCAGAUUUGAAUCCUGAGAGAAAUAGAAAAAGUAAAGAUUAUGAAUCAGACUUAAACCUAGCAAGAAGAAGUAAAAAUCAUAAGCAUAGGACGAGGGAUAAUCAUUCUGAACGUAACCCACCUACUAGAAAAUAUGAAAGAGAUGUGAAUGUUCAUAUGAAUUCCAAAUACAGAAGUCGACACGACGAGUCAAUCAAAAUAAGAAGAAACAGGCACGAUAAUUCGUUCAAAGAAAGUUCACCAAGAUAUCAUAAGUAUAGAAAUGAAAAACCUGGUAGGAGUAGAAUGUAUAAACAUUAUGAAAAAAAUCCAAACAGAAGGCACGAUUCACAUAUAAGUCCGUCUCGUAAAAGAAACAGAGAUAUCCACUCAAGCUCAAAUAGACAUAGAGAAGACAAUAGAGAUUUCUAUAAGUCCAAAUCGAAUAAAUUUGGUGAUCGAUAUGAUUACGAUUCUAAUCAUCGUUCACGCAAAGAAGACAUUUAUGUCAAGGAAAAAAUAUCAAAACAUGGGGGUGUAGACGAAGUAGAUACCGAAAAACGAAUGAAAAAAACAUUAGAUGGAAAAAGAGCUGGCUUACAAGAUGCUAAAACACUGCGAGAAGAAACAGAGGCAUACAAAAAGCGAGAAGCUGAACAUUUUAGCAAGCUUAGCAAAGAAGUUACAGGAAUUGGACAAGCAGCAAUUGUACGCGAUACUAAAACAGGUAAAAAACGCGAUUUGGAAGCAGAAGCGAAGGAAGAACGGGAGAAACAGAAGCGACAAGCGGAAUUAGACGAAAAAUACGCUAAAUGGGGGAAAGGCUUGAAACAAGUUGAGGAUCGUGAAGAAAAACUAAAAGACGAUCUUUAUGAAAUGAGUAAGCCUUUAGCAAGGUACGCAGAUGAUGCUGAUUUAGACAAAAGACUUAGGGAACAAGAAAGAGAAGGUGAUCCUAUGUUAGAAUAUAUUAAACAAAAACAGAUAAAAGAAGGGAAGAGGAAACCAGAUCAACCAAAAUACGAAGGAUCAUUUAUGCCAAAUCGUUUCGGUGUCAAACCUGGUCAUAGAUGGGACGGAGUCGACAGAAGUAAUGGCUACGAAAAACGAUGGUUUGAAGCGCAAAAUGCCAAAGUAGCGCGUCAAGAAGAAGCUUAUAAAUGGAGCACUUCUGAUAUGUAAAAUGUACACGUUUAACUUUUUUUUUUUAUACGUUAUACACAUGACGAGCAAUAUGGUUUAAUUGUUAACCAAGGAAUCGAAAAUAUACAGGAUGUUCAAAAAUUUUUACAAAUAUUUUUGAAUCGUUGAGUAAAAUAUUACAACAUACAGCCAAAUGAAUAGGUGGAGAUAUUGAAAAAAAAAAAAAAAAAAAAAAAAAAGAGAGAAAGAUAUGUACUGUAUGUGAAAUCUCUGAAAGACUAGCGAUUUUUCGAUAUAAAUAUUAAUGUUAAUACAUCCUAUUAAUACAUCAAUAUUCCCAGAUUUUUCGAUAUAAAUAUUAAUGUUAAUACAUCCUGUAUAUAUUAGACAUUGUAAAAUAUAAUUUCUAUCAUCCAUAUAAUCAAUAAACAUCGUUGCUAAUUAAA